Molecule: messenger RNA, 741 nt
Organism: Vicia villosa (hairy vetch)
Lineage: Eukaryota; Viridiplantae; Streptophyta; Magnoliopsida; Fabales; Fabaceae
Product: F-box/kelch-repeat protein At3g23880-like
Exons: 1
Coding region: 1-741 (246 amino acids)
Source: RefSeq, a predicted model, not a curated record
AUGUAUAACCGAGGUAAACAUUAUGUCACACUGCUCAACCCUUCUAUCAGGUUCAAAUCCAAUAAAUCACCAGCAGCUGCUGAUGCUGAUUUUGCUUUGCAUUUUGGCAUGAUUAGGCAAUAUGGCUUUGGAUAUGAUCAACUUCAUGACAAGUACAAAGUACUAGUUGUUAUGCGAAAUUCAACUCAUGUUUUAACCAAACUUUAUACCUUUGGUCAUGAUUCAUGGAAAACCAUUCACAAUUUCAACCUUACACCCAUUCACUUCUUAGGGAUAUUUGUGAGUGGCACUCUUAACUGGAUAGUUCAGAAAGAAUGUGUUUAUGUGAUUCUUUCCUUUGAUUUAGAGAAGGAGAAUUCCAAGGAAAUCUUGUUGCCUCAACAAGAUGAUGAUGAUGAUGUCAAGCUGACUGAACAUACUUUAUAUGUUUUGAAUAAUUGCCUUGGUGUGUCUUAUGAGACUAACAAAACUCAUUGGGUUGCAUGGUUGAUGAAAGAAUACGGAGUUGUUGACUCAUGGACCAAAAUCAUGAUCAUCCCUUACGACAAGCUCAACAAGCAACCUUGUUUUCCCCUUUUCAUUUCACAAAAUGGUAUUGUUCUUCUAAUGAAAAAAUGGACUUCACAAUUUUUCCUAUAUAACAUAAAUACUGGUCACUGGAUUAAUUCAACGGAAACUACCGGAACUCUAAGGGUCAAUCUACAUAUUUAUUGUGAGAGUCUUGUAUCAGUGCCAUGGUAA